Armigeres subalbatus is the source of this 1639-nucleotide messenger RNA. RefSeq lists its product as uncharacterized. The coding region runs from base 149 to 1333 and encodes 394 amino acids. The record is from RefSeq and is a predicted model, not a curated record. The transcript is spliced from 2 exons. Lineage: Eukaryota; Metazoa; Arthropoda; Insecta; Diptera; Culicidae.
AUUUAUUAUUUUUUUAAAUCACCCUACCUUAUCAUAUACUGACCUUGCAUUUUGUUUAUUUUGACGUAUCACCGACCGGUAAAUAAAUAAAUAAAUAAUUGAAUAUUUACUUCAGCAGUGCUUAAAUUUGUUCGAACUCGAUCGAAAAAUGGAAGAGAUGCAAGAGAUCUUUGAAAACGAGGAGUACCUGGAUAAUGAUACUGACGAUGUAGGAGAACACGCUAGUGGCUCCAAGAGCACCAAAGGGAAUGUCGAAGAGGCAGAUGUGAAACAGGAACAACCAUCUGGAUCUGGGUGUCCGCUCACUCUAUCGUUCGAGGAACUACAGUAUCAGUAUGAGGAACCAUCCGGAUGUCCACUUAGCCCAUUUUUCGCUGACGAAAUUGGAGAUCCUGAUGAACCAGACGAGCAGUUUUUACCAGACGAUGCCGCAGGAGAGUAUUUAUUCUUUUUCAAAGGAGUUUUCAGUCGACGACUCUAUCGAACUCAAUUGCGUCCUAAGGAAUACUGCACAAAGAACGUGGGUGGGAAUACACUUGAUGAAGUGUUUGAAUCCAUCUGGCGUGUGGCUGUGAAACAAAUUGUGCGUCAAGUUAUUUUCGUCGGGGAAAAUGCAAAUUGGGCUGAUCAGGAUAAACCAGAGAUUGAUGCCAUGGAACAAUUCGUCACCCUGCAAGAUCCAUCUAAAAAGAAGACGUAUUCAAUUUCAUCGGUAACGCAACGAGUGAUGUCAACGUGGCGUGAUAAAAUCAUCAAAAUUCAUGUGUACGUUUACUCCACGAAUGUGGAAACAAAUGCACAGCACCGUACAGUUGUUCGCACAUUAAUUACCCCACAAAAUCCUGACCGUGCAGGCGCAGAUUCCACCCGAGAUGACGCAGCGUUGGCUGAGAAUCUGCGAAAGAGUCAUCCCCACCUAGAGGGGCAUCACAGCUCGUGGCUGCUGUGGGCGAAUUAUAUACAUUCGUCAUCAGCACAAGAUCGACAGCGGUUGAAGGAAGCAGAAGCACCACCAACAGAGUUGGCAAAGUAUUUUCGGUGGGCUGCUGUGUCAGAAGCGGCAAGAUUACAAGCUGUCCACAGAGGAAUGACGGUUGCGCAAACGGCGAACGAUGGAUGGUCUCGAGAGGUGAAUGAGUUGAAAAAGGAUAUUUCACUUACUCUCUCGGUUCUCCAGAAAGUAUCACAUAGAGUAGAUGCGAUGGUGGCCAGGGCUACGGUUGGUUCCGAGCUUUUCGAAGCCAUGGGAUCAGCGAUGCAACCGGAAGAAGCGGAAUUAAGUCACCUGUUGGCCGCAAAAGUAACGGACUGUGCCGACACUGAUCACCAAUAACGAUGCACCCAUAUGAUGAGGAAGAGAGAGGGAGGAUGUUGCUCAAUGUCUUUCGUUUUAAUCCAGUUUUUUCACACCAAAUUUCGAUUCGGUUUCGAUUAUUUCCGUAUUAUUAAAGAUCACACAAUGAAUUUGUUAACAGCUCAUUUCAGUUUGAUUUAUUUGCCAAAGGGAAGAUAUGUAGGGGCGACAAGUACGCUACAAAAGGCGUGACGAAUAGGAGAAGGGUUUUUUGAUCUAAAAAUAAAUGAAUAAAAACCUUCAGAAACAUGAGAUAAGAGCCUUUUAUUACUUAAAAGAAAAGUA